UCAGCCUGGAGGGCGGGCAGGAGGCUGCGGUGGCCCAACCCUCCCUCGGCGGCUCUUGGCUCCCCAGGCAGGCAUGGCGACCUCCACCACCUCACACCGGCCCAUCAAGGGGAUACUGAAGAACAAGAGUUCCACUGCUUCCUUGGUGACUGCCUCUGCCCAGCAGUCGGGAGGGACAUUACCGGAGGUAAAGAGAAAAAAGUCCCAGAAAUGGGACGAAUCCAACAUCAUGGCCACACAACGUCCAGCCUACAGAGACUACGAUUUAAUGAAGAUCAACGAGCCCAGCAGCCCCUACUUCAGCCCACAAGACAAUGGAGAAGAGCCAGUUAAUGAUUUGGAAGCAAAGGAAGCCAUGACCCCAGACAUCUUAGCCAAGAAAUUAGCCGCCAGUGGUACCUCGGAGUUGAACUGCCAGUUAGGAGAGCCGGAGAGUGACGGGGCACACAGCAGCAAGAUCCUACUCGACAAGCAAGAAAAGCAGCGGCAGUUCGAAAUGAAAAGGAAACUACACUAUAACGAAGGACUGCACCUCAAGCUGGCUAGACAACUGAUCUCCGAAGAGUUCCAACAAGAGAAAGACAAGGAUGACAACGAAGAAACUCUAGAUGACGACAACAACGAAGGCAACACCGCUACGGAAGAAUCGGAUGAAGGUCCUACAAGUGACGAACUGCAAACCCAGUCAUUCUCUGCCUAGACAACAUCUGCUCUGCCCUGCCAUCGCUUGCCAUACGAACUGCUACGAACUGCUACGAACUGUUACGAACUGCCACGAACUGCUACGAACUGUUACCAACUGCCACGAACUGCUACGAACUGUUACCAACUGCCACGAACUGCUACGAACUGUUAACGAACUGCCACGAACUGCUACGAACUGUUAUUCCAACACGCUGCUUCUUGCUUGUCGAGCCCCGGCUUCCGGUACUGAAAAUACCUAUCAGUUAAACUGUACCUCCAUAAUUCAGUGGUGAAUUUA
This is a messenger RNA of Callorhinus ursinus (northern fur seal), 982 nucleotides long. It is a transcript of the gene PPP1R2C, whose product is annotated as PPP1R2 family member C. Gene Ontology annotation, biological process: regulation of signal transduction. The record is from RefSeq and is a predicted model, not a curated record. Gene Ontology annotation, molecular function: protein phosphatase inhibitor activity. Lineage: Eukaryota; Metazoa; Chordata; Mammalia; Carnivora; Otariidae.